This is a messenger RNA of Pimephales promelas (fathead minnow), 2611 nucleotides long. RefSeq names its product Bardet-Biedl syndrome 12 (gene bbs12). The record is from RefSeq and is a predicted model, not a curated record. Gene Ontology annotation, molecular function: ATP binding. Gene Ontology annotation, biological process: chaperone-mediated protein complex assembly; photoreceptor cell maintenance. NCBI's taxonomy places the organism in Eukaryota, Metazoa, Chordata, Actinopteri, Cypriniformes, Leuciscidae.
CUGCUGUUUUACAGGAAUAUAUUGGUUAUUGUUUAGCAUAAGACUCAAUCGUACAGUUUUUAUGUCAUCGAAUCAGAAUCACCAAAUUAUUGCAAACAAUUAUGCUAAAUACAACUGGAAAAACAUAACAUGUAGAGUUUUUAAAGUCAUGGUCUACCGUAGUGUCCCAUAGAAGUGCUUUAGAUCAGCCUUAUUUAUCAAGCACUUCUGUAAUUAUUCAACUUAAAAGGUCAUUUGGUCCCUCGCCAUGUUUAGUUAAUGUUUAUUCACCGACAUUUUCCAUUCAAAUUCAUGCAUCCAAACCAGCACAUUUUUAGCAAUUUCAGUAUCUUAAAUGGCCUAUAGAGAGAGUUAAAUGCUCAGAUGAGGAUGCUGACCCUGUUUACAGAGAUUGUGUGUGUAUUUCAGAGCAUAUGCUCAUUGCUUGAGAGUUUUCUGAUCACGUGAGCCAUAUUCUGAUGUUAGCUCGGUCCGUGGGCCUGUUUUCUGUACAUCUUGUGCGCAGAGAGUUGCAUUAGCGUGUAGGUUGAGAGUUGACUGUGUAUUUUCUCUUUUUCACUUUCUCUCUGGAGCAGCAGACACACUCAGACACUGCUGUAUCCAGACUGAAGCCAGCUGAAGGCUUACUCAGACCUGAUAUUGGGGGCAUGAGCGAGGACACGGGUGAAUCAGUUUCUCGGCUGAUUCAGACUGAGAGCGAGACGUGGAUUUUGCGGAUAUUACGGUGUUGCAUGUCUACAGGUGACGUAGACGUCGCUUCGCUCAGAUGUCUGGAAGUGUCGCUGAGCGCCGCCAUAUUGGACUCCAGCAUUUAGAGGCCAUAUCAGCCUCCACACACACCUUCCUCGGCCCCAACAAACUCCUGAAGUGGAUCCGGGAUGAAGACCCGGUGUUGGUCAGCACCUGUCCUCGUCUGCUUCAGCGCCUCGAGUUGGACUGCUCGGCCGGACAGCUCCUGCAUGAGACGGUCCAGGCCCAGCAGAAGCUCUUCCACUCCGGGACGGGCGCGCUGGUGUUUCUAACUGGAGCCUGGAGCAGAGUUGCACAGGAGUGUCUCAACAGAGGGAUAAGUGUGUUGGACAUCAAAACAGCCAUGAGAAAAGCCCUGGAGGUGAGUCUGCAGGUGUGCCAACAAUCGGCUGUAAGUGUGCGAGAAGUUUCCCGCAGGAGACUUAAACCUGAGCUUCGGGACACAGAGGUGCAAUGCAUGGAUGUUGAACACCCUCAUGAUCUCAGGCGGACACUCAAACACAGCAGACACUUUGGUUCACACGAAAACGCUGCGAACGACACGAGCAGCAUCGCGGAGGCCGUCAGCCACGGAUGCGAAUCCUCAAUGCGUUUAGUUUUAAAAGCUUGCAAGUUGCAAUCCACGCAAGAUUUGGAUAUCCAAAAACUGGUCACGUGCUGCAUCCCGGGCCCGUCCGAGGAGCGUUCAUGCGCGUUACACGGCUACGUCACGCUGCUCUCGGUCCAGCAGGCCUCAGUGGUUCAGAGCCUACAGGGUCAGAGGUUAAAUAUCGCUUUAGUGAGCGGCGAUUUGCGUGAGACGUAUCGUCACGUGGGCUUCAACAGGCCUGCGAACAUCACGCGCAUCGCGGACCGCGCGUCAAGCGCGAGUGUGGAAGAGCGCUGGAUUGAGACUGCGUUGAGGAUCGUGCACGCGUUGGGCGUAGGUGUUGUGCUCGCACACGGCGCGGUCGAUGACAAACUCAAAGAUCGCUGUUCAAGCGUCCUGUUUAUCGAAGGCGUUAAAAGCGGCGUUUUGAAGGACUUCAGCGCACGCACCGGUGCCGUCCCGGUGUCCUACAUCACUCAGCUGGACGAGCGCUGCGUGGGCCGGGGAGUGACGCUCAGUCGAUGCGAGGGACAUGAAUCCGCCUGGAUCGUGAGCGCGAACUCGUCUCUGGUCACUGCGGUUAUAACCAGCUCUGUUCCCGCUAAACUGCAGAUCCUGGAGGACGAGUUCUGGAGCUGCGCUCACCGACUGCACCAAGCGCUCAAAGAUGGGAAGCUCCUGCGUGGAUCGGGAGUCACCGAGAUCCUCUGCAUCCACAAACUACGCCAAUACCAGUCGGAAAACCCGCUGGAAAAGCUGGUGCUGGAGCUCAUGGCCGACGCCUGGAUGGACUACGUCUCCACUUUGAUGCUGAACAGCGGGUCUGUGGCGUCGAAAGCCGAGGCUUGGACAGCGAUCGCACGUCAGAGGAGACGUUGUGAGGAUGGGGAACCCGUGUUAGGGGAUUUUGGUGUGUAUGAUAACAUGACGGUGAAGACUGAAGCCUGGAGAAGAGCUCUUGAUCUGGUGCUUCUCGUGCUUCAGUCCGACACUGAGAUCAUUACUGGUGGCAGAGAAGGAGAAGAUCUUUACAAUGAGCUCAUGUGUCUUUGACAUCUGACACUUGAUUAAUAGCUCUUUGUCGGCAUAAUAAUAAUUAUUAUUAUUUAUAAAUUAGGAUGGAGUUGAAAACAAACAACCUUUUUUUCAUGCACUCCUCAGUCUGAAGAUACCGCAGGCCUUUCCCAAGAACCUUCUUUUGUAAAAAUGUGCUGCAAUAAUGACAGUAUGUGUACUGAUCUAAUGUAAAAAUAAAAUAGAAUUGAACAUGGA